GUUCACUAAGAAAUCUUCAUUCUUUUAGAACAAAAAUCAAGCUCGAAAUCGGAUCUGGCUCUUGUUAUAUUUUCCACAAUUCAAACAUUUUCUCAAGAAAUGGACACCAUAUUGGAAGAAGAUUGUCUUGCUUUUGACCUCAACAUGGCUCCUGCAAGAAAUACUAGUGACCCCCUGAAGCCAGAGUUUGAUGAUGGUCAUGAUCUUGUUCUUGAUGAAAGCAAGUCAACGUCAGGGGAAGAACAGCCAGAUAUUUUGAUAGACCAAUUAAACCAGAUAAAAUCAGAGAACAAGAAGUUGAAGGAAAUGCUUAUUGACCUUCGCGAAAAUUAUCAUAUUUUGCAAAGCCAUUUCAUUGAUUUGGUGCAAAAGUACUCCGGAGAUGAGCUGCCUAAAUCAAGGAAGAGGAUGUUUGAAGCUGAAAACUCUUUCAAUACCCAUGCCAAUGAUGGUUAUAAGGAUAGCGUGCUUGAAGAAGGUGGAUCACCAAAAAGGACAAGGGAAAUCAGGACAAAUAUUUCAAGGGUUCAUGUGCGUGUUAAUCUAUCUGAUACAAGCUUAGCAGUGAAGGAUGGAUAUCAUUGGCGAAAAUAUGGACAAAAGGUUACCAAAGAUAAUCCAUCUCCCAGAGCCUAUUACAAGUGCUCUUUUGCUCCAUCUUGCCAGGUGAAGAAAAAGGUACAAAGAAGUGUAGGAGAUCCAUCAAUUUUGAUAGCUACAUAUGAAGGAGAGCACAACCAUCAACGCCCUUUGAAUGCUGAAACGUUGGUUUCAUCAGCACAUGGUGCUGCUUCUGCAGCUUUUUCACCUGGCUUGAAACGCUUCGAGUUUUCUUCGAGGCCAAAGGAGACAGUUGAUUUCACCAAUCAUGGGUUGUGUGCUAAAUUUCAGAGGUCAGUUUCGGAAAUUGGAAGCAACUCUAUUGAACAGUUAAUGGUUGAACAAAUAGUUUCUUCAUUGACAAGGAAUCCCAGUUUUACAACCGCACUUGCAACAGCAAUUUCAGGAAGACUUUUGAGUCGUGAUUCUGAUCAGGAGAAAUGAGUUUAAAGCUUUCGGCUACUUAGGAAAUUUAGAAAGCCUUGCGACUGCACCAUAAAUAAACACACAUACACACGCACACGUAUGUUUGUAUGUAUAUUUGGUGGAAAUCUUUUGAAAUAAUUACUACGCCACGUUUUGUAAUUUGAUG
Coffea eugenioides is the source of this 1192-nucleotide messenger RNA. RefSeq names its product probable WRKY transcription factor 40. The transcript has 5 exons. Gene Ontology annotation, molecular function: DNA-binding transcription factor activity; sequence-specific DNA binding. Gene Ontology annotation, biological process: regulation of DNA-templated transcription. The record is from RefSeq and is a predicted model, not a curated record. NCBI's taxonomy places the organism in Eukaryota, Viridiplantae, Streptophyta, Magnoliopsida, Gentianales, Rubiaceae. The coding region runs from base 100 to 1044 and encodes 314 amino acids.